AUGGGCCUCUGGCUUGCCGCCUCGUAUCAACCCUGGGUCAACUUAUAUAUGUUUAUUUAUCAACUCUGCGUCUAUCCCGAAUGGCAAGGAACCCUCCAUGAAGAGAUCAAAUCAAAUGGAGACAGGCUGGAUAUUGAUAGCAUUGAUGAUCUGCCUCUAUUAGACAGUUUCAUGCGUGAAUGUGCAAGGUUUUACUGUCUAGAUAAACUUGCUAUCCGCCAAAAGGCCAUGGAGAACUAUACCUUUGCUUAUAGAGGCACUAUAGCACCAGCAGGAGCUACCAUCUGCGUUUCUAACUGGGAUGCAACCCGUGACUCGGAUACGUAUCCCAAUCCCGAUAGCUUCGAUGGAGCUUGCUUUGUGAACAGGAAUUCCAAUGAUCGAACUGCCAAGUUUGGGGAUGUCUCGGAAAAGCAUCUGAUAUGGGGCUAUGGAUCACUCGCUUGGUGA
This is a messenger RNA of Penicillium malachiteum, 450 nucleotides long. RefSeq names its product cytochrome P450. The coding region runs from base 1 to 450 and encodes 149 amino acids. Gene Ontology annotation, molecular function: monooxygenase activity; oxidoreductase activity, acting on paired donors, with incorporation or reduction of molecular oxygen; iron ion binding. The record is from RefSeq and is a predicted model, not a curated record. The transcript is spliced from 2 exons. Lineage: Eukaryota; Fungi; Ascomycota; Eurotiomycetes; Eurotiales; Aspergillaceae.